Messenger RNA from Microplitis demolitor, 586 nucleotides. Its product is annotated as serine protease inhibitor swm-1-like. The coding region runs from base 35 to 568 and encodes 177 amino acids. The record is from RefSeq and is a predicted model, not a curated record. NCBI's taxonomy places the organism in Eukaryota, Metazoa, Arthropoda, Insecta, Hymenoptera, Braconidae. The transcript is spliced from 5 exons.
CGAGAACCUGUCGUAGCGAACAUUUAACUGCAAAAUGUCCACGAGGAAUAUUCAACUUUUUUUAUUCACUGCAGCCGUCAGCUUUGCGUUAAUUGAAGCACUUCGGACAAAUCCUUGUCGGGAAAAUGAAUUUAUGAAAUUACAUGAAGAAUGUGAGCCGCAUUGUAAUAAUCCAAAACCAGAAUUUUGUCCCUAUACGCGAACGACAUGGUGUAAAUGUAACCCAGGUUUCGUAAGAAAUUCACAAGAUCUUUGUGUUAAACCCGAGGAGUGCAUUGAUGACGAAGUUUCUGAAGAAUCAGGAAAUGAAGACAAAAUUCCCGAUGAUGCUGAUGGCGACGUAUUUAAAGUAUAUUCAAAAUAUGAUAAAUAUUGCGGUGAAAAUCAAUUUUAUACACAUAAUGUCAUAAUGUGUGAACCAUCUUGCGAGUAUCCUAUUCCUCAUCGAAAAUGUCAAGUUACUUUAGCAGAGGGCUGUAGAUGUAAACCUGGAUAUCUAAGAAAUUCACAACGCGUGUGCGUGAAACCGGAUCAUUGUGAAAAUAAUAAAUUAAUUAUGUUGUUAUAAUUAAAAAAAAAUAUGUAA